This is a messenger RNA of Chiloscyllium plagiosum (whitespotted bambooshark), 3438 nucleotides long. It is a transcript of the gene htatip2, whose product is annotated as HIV-1 Tat interactive protein 2. The record is from RefSeq and is a predicted model, not a curated record. Gene Ontology annotation, cellular component: cytoplasm. Gene Ontology annotation, biological process: import into nucleus. NCBI's taxonomy places the organism in Eukaryota, Metazoa, Chordata, Chondrichthyes, Orectolobiformes, Hemiscylliidae.
AUGAAACUUCCUGGUGUCAGUGGCUGUAAUCUUUGUGUGUUUUUACUUAGCACUUUAGUGCUUUGUUUGGCUUAUUUGCUGCAUCAUCUGGAGAAUUCUGAUCCAGGACCUCUGCCCAUUUCUAGGUAAAACCAUGGAGCUUCAGUGAUGUUUGGUUUGCUGCUUAUUCAUAUUGACUUGUGUCUAAACUCCUCUGAGAAAAUUAACUGGAAUGCAACUUUCUUGUUACUUAAUGAAUAGUAACCUUUCUCAGCAUGUCUCUGGAUAUAAAUAAUCUCCGAGAAAUGUACAAGACACUGAAUAAGUCUUGUUUCAUUCUUGGAGCUUCAGGGGAGACAGGGAAGGUGUUGCUGAAGGAGAUUGUUGAAAGCAAACUCUUUGCCAAAGUCACACUUAUUGGUCGCAGAAAACUAACCUUUGAGGACCCAUCCUACGAGAAUGUGGUCCAGGAGAUUGUUGAUUUUGAGAAGCUGGAUGAAUAUGCAGCUGCUUUCCAAGGCCAUGAUGUAGGGUUCUGCUGCUUGGGAACAACCCGGGCUAAGGCUGGCGUGGAAGGCUUCAUUCGAGUGGAUCACGAUUACGUAUUAAAGUCAGCUCAACUUGCCAAAGCUGGACGGUGCACUCACUUUAACUUGGAGUCUUCAAAAGGAGCUGACAAAGACAGUUCCAUUCUAUAUACAAAAAUUAAGGGUCAAGUGGAAGCUGAAAUUGAAGAGCUGGAUUUUGACAGAUACAGCAUUUUUCGUCCUGGAGUCCUGAUGUGUGACAGAGAAGAAUCAAGACCCAUGGAAUGGAUGACAAGAAAACUUCUUAUUCCUGUAGCGUAUAUGUUUCCAACUGCAAUAACAACCCCUAUGCCUGUGCUAGUGAAGGCCAUGAUGAAUAAUGUUGUACUGCCAGCUGACAAGAAAAUGGAAUUGUUUCAUAAUAAACAUAUCCAUGAGCUUAGUAAGCUUGGAGAAACUAAGGCCAAGUAGCAUUUUUCAAAGUUGACUUUCAAGUCCUCAGUUUACCUUGGCCUUCGGUUUCCUUUAGACCUUCUGACUGGGGUCUCCCUGAUUAUCUAUUAUCACAUUAAACAGUUAUUUUGAGGAUUGCUUUAAAAAGACACAUUUUGUUGAAGCUUUGAUAUGGUUUUCCUUAUUAAAGAUAUUCUUGCAAAUUGUCCUGAAAUGUGCAAGCUUCAACAAAUAGUAUCUUUCUUCAGCAAUAACAGCUCUCUCUUCAUGGUGCUGCAGGGGGCACAGUCUGUCUGCUUUUUCUUUUGUUGGGAGGCAUCUGGUUUCUGUUUGCUUGUGAUUGGUUGAAUUGAAAUUUGAUGAAGGUGGACCUCAAAUAAAACAUCUCCUAUACCAUGUUAUGAUCCCAGACUAGAUCACAAGGUUUAGGUUACAAUCUAGGGACCAGUAACUUUAUGUUAAAAUAGAGAAUGUGUUGGAUCCCAUAUACAGUACUUAGGCAGUAAAGCAACGAGAUUCCAAAGUUUUGAACAAACAGAAAAAAAAUUUAUAUCAGUAAUAUAAUCUAUAAUUUACAAUAUUUUAACAUCUGUAAUUACAGGAGAAAUCAGACAAACCAGUAUCUCUCACCCUACAGGUCAUAUCAGAUAGUAAAGGUGGUCAUGACAAGUUCAACACAUUUUUUUGGCCCAGACAUUAGGGACACUGUAGGUCAUCGAAUCUCUUUAAAACUUCACAAAGGAUUCCAAUUCUUCACUUUUGAAGAUUUGUCCUGAAACUCACUGGAAAACCAGACUGUCGUGAAAUGUCUCAUGGACUGCUCAUGUUGAGCUUCCUUUCUUGGCACUGUGGCUCCCUGGAUUUCUGAACUUGCACUCUGCUGCCUACUCAUUGGUAUAAUUUAGCUUGUCCAAAGAGGGCUAGUGUCACCAAACUGGCAAUGUCCCAAGCUGCACCAAGCAAAUGCUGCUUGUGGGUUUCCUUCGCCUCCACUCUUAGCUGCAUUGAACUGUUGACUGCUGGACAAUUCUUCUGAGUUGCACAGAUCCUAGAGCUUUUUCUGAGCACUAACCCAAAGCGCUUUGCUGCACGUUAUGGCUUCUCAGAGCCUGAAAUGUAUGGUCCCAUCGCAACUCCUUCUUAAGCCCAAGUACAUAGAAGCAGUGAACUUCCAUCCCCUUCUCAACCAUGCUAUUAACAAAAGCACUUUUCCUGUGGAAUACCUAACUCUUUCUAGCUGGCUGACUAAAAUUGAUUCUGACCCUUGAACUGUGUUGAGUGACCUAUUGAAAGAUUUGUAACAACCCUCACUCUUGUUCUUAGGUGGAAUUAAAUGUAGCAACCACUGGAACGGUUGAGUGUAAUAACCAGUGGAAUACCCCAUUCCCAGAACAUUACAAUAUUCACAGAUUACUAGUUUACACAAUACAGUUGGAAACAUAGAAAAAAUUUCAUCACAACAACCUUAUAAUCAGUUUAUUUUUUAUUACCUUAACCUUUGUUCUGCCUUGAUUUGUUUCCCACUCUGUUCAGAACUUUGGCUCUGAGUAGAUUUUGAUUUUUGUUUUCUUGUAUUAAUUAGCAAAAAAAAUUACAAUGGUGUAAUGAUUUUGUUUCAUUUUAUACAUCUAAUUAUCAGGGAUAAGCAUAUUGGAAACAGUGUGGUAUUGUUUCCAAUGCCAAAUUAGUGUUUUUCCCACAGGCCUUAAUAUGUAGCUGUCUCAUCCCUGAAAGUGAUUAAUGUCCACUUUGAUGAGUCACGCAUUACUCAGGUUUUAGAACUUUUUUUGACUUUGUCAUAAGUUGUCAGGACCGUACCAUGCCAGGCACACUACAAACUACUGACUGCUUCUAGGGCAGUACUGGUAGAUUAAAGAAACACAUUUUGAAUUUUAAAAUGUGCAAUAAUUCUUUAAUUGAGCCAAAGUGCGAAAUUAGAUCAAACUUGGCCUGCAAGUGUUUGUGGAGUUUUGACUGUGGUUCCUGAGGUGAUGUGAAUCCGGUUAAAACGAGAGAAAUGACACUAACCAAAUCUCUCACUCUCUCCAGAAACUAUCACCCAACACUUGUUUUGUAACAAUUGGUGCAAUAAAAUAUCUAGAAGCUAAUCUAGGAUUCUGUAAAUGGCUGUGAAAGCUCUUCUGUAUAAGUGUUGCCAAGUAUUAAAUAUUAAACAUGCUUUACCUGGUAGUUAUAGAAAUUACUGUUUUCUUAUUUUGCCUUGCAUUGUUGUAGCUUUGAGUUUAUUUUUAAAUGAUUAAUGUUUAGUUUAUGCAUGUGUAAUGAUUAGGCAAGGGAUGUCUUAAUGUUAUUUUCUGUUUAAUUGUGGUGAAUGUAAGACACCGUUAGCCUUUGUCUGUUGUUCUGCUCCUGGUGCUGGUGAGAUUGUCUAUAUGUCCCCAGGCUGACAAUAAACUCCGUGAUAGAGGAGACUUAGUUUUCAUGACCUGCUUUAAAUAUAAAAAUAUUUUGCGCGGAA